AUGCCCCUCUCCCAGCCCAGGCCCUCCCCGCGCCGCCGCAGCACAGGCCCGGCCCCAUCCUCCCUCCGGCCCCGGCAGGUGUCCCAUCCUCCCCUUCGCCCAGGCAGGCCUCGUCCCGCUCCGACUUCUUCCUACUAUUUCCUCGCACGGCACCCCGGCUCCAAAGGGGAGCCCCUCGGGCCUCGACAACCCGGCGGAGCCGGCAGGCCCGGGCUCCACUCACCCCUCAGCCCGGGAGGCGGGGGAGCUGCUGCGGCGGCUCCUCGGCCUGCGCCUCUCCUCCCCCCUCCCGGCCGCCGCCGUGGCCGCCGCUCAGCCUCGGGCCUGCUGACGGCCGGCCCCGGACCGGCUCCGCUUCACCUCGUCCCCAACUCCGGCCUCCGGAGCCCUGUGUCCUGCAUUGACCCGGAAGCAGCUUUCCCGGCCCAACAACAACACGUGACCCCGCCGCACGUGUCACGUCCGCUGCGUGAAUGGGAGGGGGCGCCGGAGGAGCCGGUCCUCCAGGACCAUGCUGAGGUUGCCGUGGCGACGGGGAUGUCGCGGCCGGCCGGGUAG
This is a messenger RNA of Bubalus bubalis (water buffalo), 558 nucleotides long. Its product is annotated as translation initiation factor IF-2. Bases 1 to 558 code for a protein of 185 amino acids. The record is from RefSeq and is a predicted model, not a curated record. The transcript has a single exon. Lineage: Eukaryota; Metazoa; Chordata; Mammalia; Artiodactyla; Bovidae.